Molecule: messenger RNA, 615 nt
Organism: Penicillium waksmanii
Lineage: Eukaryota; Fungi; Ascomycota; Eurotiomycetes; Eurotiales; Aspergillaceae
Product: carboxymuconolactone decarboxylase family protein
Exons: 1
Coding region: 1-615 (204 amino acids)
Molecular function (GO): peroxiredoxin activity
Source: RefSeq, a predicted model, not a curated record
AUGCGUCUCCCCUACGCCCCCAACACUCCGCCCGCUGAUGCCCCCGCCGACACGGCGGACAUCUAUGCCCGUAUCGCGGCCCGGAGGAGUCCUCGUCCCCUUAUCCCUCUGGAUUUGUCCCUGCUGCAUAGCCCGCCCGUCGCGGAUGGCUGGAAUAGCUUCAUAGGUGCUAUUCGCACACGCACCGUUGUCGAUCUGGGCAUCCUUGAGCUCGCGGUCUGCCGUGUUGCCGUGCUGAACGAUGCUGUAUAUGAGUGGAAUGCUCAUGCGCCCCUCGCCUUGAAGGGUGGAAUUAAGCCCGAAGAGCUACAAGUGGCUCGCACCUUGCCCUGCACUGCGGAGGGAAACCUGACCGAGCUCGAGACCAGUGUGUUGUCUCCAAAGCAGCGAGCCGUCUUGCGCUAUACCGACCAGAUGACCAAAACCGUCAAGGUACAGGAUGAGGUCUUUGCGGAGCUGCAGACGGCAGGAUUUGAUGAUCGUGAAAUCGUCGAGCUUACGACUGGCAUUGCGGGCUACAACUGUGUUAGUCGGUUCCUGGUGGCUCUCGAUGUGGGCGAGAAUAACGCCCGUGAGAUGAAGAGUGUUGAUGAGCUGGUUGCUGCUCUUCAGUAG